This is a messenger RNA of Symbiodinium sp. CCMP2592, 1071 nucleotides long. The record is from the annotation of a GenBank genome assembly. Lineage: Eukaryota; Dinophyceae; Suessiales; Symbiodiniaceae.
AUGGCGCUGGCAUUUGCGGCGCCCUUUCAGCCGCAGAUCGCGGAGUCGACGCCGCCGGCGCGCAGGACUCCUCCUGCCCCACGCGCAUCCAGCGAUGGCCGGGGGCUGCCACUGGCGGCGAGUUCCAUGGUCGUCGCCGCAGCUGCCGUGGCCAGGCGCAAACGCACCUCGCGGCGGCAGGCCCUGAAGGAGAAAGAUCAGCCGAUGUUAUCGGGCAUCAAGGGACCUGUGAACCUCGUGAAGGACGGCGAAGUCGAAGGGCUACCCUGGUGGUGGGAGGCCUUCUGGGCACUUCCCUUCACGGAGCGCGGAAAGAAAGGCGAGCCGCUCUGCUUGGGGGACACCAUGCACGUCUUUCGGACGAACAUCGAGCAAAUCUUUGGUGGCGAGCCGUCUUACGAUGGUGCGCCGCUUGCAACUGGAGACCUCGCAAGCGCGGGGCUGACUGACGGUACCAUGUAUUUGGGCCUGCAGAAGUAUCAGGAAAACUUCGGCGACGUGUACAAGCUUUGUUUCGGACCGAAGAGCUUCAUGGUUGUUUCUGAUCCGCAGAUCCUCAAGCACAUGCUGCGUGAAAACGUUUUCAACUAUGACAAGGGUGUGCUGGGCGAGGUCCUGGAAGAUGUUAUGGGCAAAGGUCUCAUUCCAGCGGAUUUCGAGACGUGGCGGGUUCGACGGCGAGCCAUCGUACCAGGCUUCCACAAGAAGUGGCUGGACUUCCAAGUCUCGGAGUUCGGCCGCGCCUCGCAGCUCCUGGUGAAGUCGCUCCACGAGGCUGCCGCAGCAGGCAAGACUAUUGACAUGGAGGAGCGUUUCGGCUCUGUCGCUUUGGACAUCAUCGGCAAGUCUGUCUUCAACUACGAGUUUGGAUCCGUGGAGGGCGAGAGCCCCGUGGUCAAAGCCGCGAUCCAGUCGUUGAGAGAGGUGGAGCACCGUGCCCAGACCCCUUUCCAGUACUGGAAGCUUCCCCUCAUGGACGUGCUUAUCGAGCGGCAGCGCGAGUUCACCGACAACAUGCAGCUGCUCAACGGAGCGCUAAACAAGUGCAUCGAGCAGGCAUGCUGUUGCUGA